AUGGCAAAGGAGCAGGACAUGCUGUCCACUGAAAUAGUUAAACGGGGCAUCGAGGAUUCCGGUCCUUAUGCCGGAUCUUUGAGUUUCUCGGUGAGGGUGCGGCGUGGAUUGCCGGAUUUUCUUAACACAGUUAACUUGAAAUAUGUGAAGCUGGGAUACGCAUAUCUCCUUAGUCAUGGCAUGUAUUUCCUUACUGCACCACUAGUUAUAUUCAUCUUCAGCAUUGUCUUGAGAGAACUCACAUUGGAAGAUUUCUGUCCCAAAUGUGAUCCUAUGGAUGCAUUUUUCUUGUGUGGAAUGCUGGGUUUGAUUCUUUAUAUUUAUAUUGUUUCAACUCCAAGGUCUACUUAUUUAGUUGAUUUUGCCUGUUUUCGUCCGCCAAAUGACCUCAAGAUUUCCAGGGAGGAAUUUAUUGAAUUGGCAAGGAAAUCUGGCAACUUCGACGAUGCUGCAAUCGAAUUUCAGCAGCGAGCUCUCAAGAAUUCUGGGAUUGGAGACGGGUCUUACAUUCCUAGGGUAGUUUUCCAACCUGGUCGGAGAAUUACACUCGAGGACGGGCGAGAAGAGGCAGCAAUGGUGAUAUUUGGAGCAGUCGAUGACCUCCUAACCACCACGAAAAUACAGACUAAGGACAUUAGAAUUCUAGUUGUCAAUUGUGGGAUCCUAAAUCCUACCCCAUCGCUCUCAGCAAUGGUGAUAAACCAUUAUAAGCUUAGGCAUAAUAUAAAUAGUUUCAACCUUGGAGGGAUGGGUUGUGCUGCUGGAGUUAUAGCUAUUGAUCUAGCUAAAGACCUUUUGAAAGCUUAUCCUGGAUCAUAUGCACUAGUAGUGAGCACAGAAGUGGUAAGUUAUACAUGGUACGCCGGCAACGAUCCAGAUAUGCUCCUUGCCAACUCCUUCUUCAGAAUGGGGGCUGCAGCCAUGCUUCUGUCUAGUUUUCGUCUUGACCGGUGGCGCUCCAAGUAUGAACUAAAGCAGCUGGUUCGAACCCACAAAGGCAUGGAUAGCAGAAGCUUCAAAAGCAUACAUCUGAAGGAAGACAAACAAGGAAAGCAAGGUCUCUCAGUAAGCAAAGAUGUAAUUGAAGUGGCAGGCCAUGCUCUUAAGGCCAACAUCACCACCGUAGGUCCUCUAGUUCUCCCUAUAUCAGAACAAGUCCAUUUCUUCACCAACUUGCUCUUCAAGAAAAAAUGCUCCAAGCCUUACAUUCCUGACUAUAAGCUUGCUUUUGAGCAUGUAUGCUUAUUGGCAACUAGCAAAAUGGUCCUCAACGAAUUGCAGAAGAACUUGGAGCUCACCGAUGAGUAUAUGGAGGCAUCAAGAAAAACUUUGGAGCGAUUUGGGAACACUUCCAGCAGUAGCGUAUGGUACGAACUGGCUUACUUGGAGGCAAAUGCAAGGAUCAAGAGAGGCGAUAGAAUUUGGCAACUUGCUUUUGGUUCCGGCUUCAAGUGCAACAGUGUUGUUUGGAAGGCUCUUAGGAGUGUUGGGAAACCUGAGAGAAGCCCAUGGAUGCAGGAAUCUGUCUAG
Molecule: messenger RNA, 1530 nt
Organism: Hevea brasiliensis (rubber tree)
Lineage: Eukaryota; Viridiplantae; Streptophyta; Magnoliopsida; Malpighiales; Euphorbiaceae
Product: 3-ketoacyl-CoA synthase 15-like
Exons: 3
Coding region: 1-1530 (509 amino acids)
Biological process (GO): fatty acid biosynthetic process
Cellular component (GO): membrane
Molecular function (GO): acyltransferase activity, transferring groups other than amino-acyl groups
Source: RefSeq, a predicted model, not a curated record